GCGAGGCGGCGGUUGCGGGCGGGGCGCGCGGCUUCUCCGCCGCCUGGACCGCGGUGCUGGCCGCGCUCAUGGCGCUGCUUAUCGUGGCCACGGUGCUCGGCAACGCGCUGGUCAUGCUCGCCUUCGUGGCCGACUCGAGCCUCCGCACCCAGAACAACUUCUUUCUGCUCAACCUCGCCAUCUCCGACUUCCUCGUGGGUGCCUUCUGCAUCCCACUGUAUGUGCCCUACGUGCUGACUGGCCGCUGGCCCUUCAGCCGGGGCCUCUGCAAGCUGUGGCUGGUGGCCGACUACCUGCUCUGCACCUCGUCCGUCUUCAACAUCGUGCUCAUCAGCUACGACCGCUUCCUGUCAGUCACGCGCGCUGUCUCCUACCGGGCCCAGCAGGGUGACACGCGGCGGGCGGUGCAGAAGAUGGUGCUGGUGUGGGUGCUGGCCUUCCUCCUGUACGGGCCGGCCAUCCUGAGCUGGGAGUACCUGUCCGGCGGCAGCUCCAUCCCGGAGGGCCACUGCUACGCCGAGUUCUUCUACAACUGGUACUUCCUCAUCACGGCCUCCACGCUCGAGUUCUUCACGCCCUUCCUCAGCGUCACCUUCUUCAACCUCAGCAUCUACCUGAACAUCCAGAGGCGCACGCGCGUCCGGCUGGACGGGGCGCGCGACCCGACCCGGCCUGGCCCCCCGGCGGCGUCCGUCCCCGCGGCCCAGAGCUGCCUCGGGAAAGACAAAGAACCGUCGUCGGCAGCGGCGGGCGCCAGCGGCACAGCCAGAGCCCCGGCCGCCCCUCCGCCCGCCCCUCCGCCCGGCCCUCCGCCCGGCCCUCCGCCCGGCCCUGCUAAAUGGCUACAAAUUGGAGGAUAA
Messenger RNA from Suricata suricatta (meerkat), 860 nucleotides. It is a transcript of the gene HRH3, whose product is annotated as histamine receptor H3. The transcript is spliced from 4 exons. Gene Ontology annotation, cellular component: membrane. The record is from RefSeq and is a predicted model, not a curated record. Gene Ontology annotation, molecular function: histamine receptor activity. The coding region runs from base 69 to 860 and encodes 263 amino acids. Lineage: Eukaryota; Metazoa; Chordata; Mammalia; Carnivora; Herpestidae. Gene Ontology annotation, biological process: adenylate cyclase-activating adrenergic receptor signaling pathway.